Carya illinoinensis is the source of this 1354-nucleotide messenger RNA. Its product is annotated as 2-alkenal reductase (NADP(+)-dependent)-like. The coding region runs from base 35 to 1090 and encodes 351 amino acids. Gene Ontology annotation, molecular function: 2-alkenal reductase [NAD(P)H] activity. The record is from RefSeq and is a predicted model, not a curated record. The transcript has 6 exons. Lineage: Eukaryota; Viridiplantae; Streptophyta; Magnoliopsida; Fagales; Juglandaceae.
GAGAGAGAGAGAGAGAGAGAGAGAGAGACUUAAAAUGGUGAAUGGUGGUGGUGGUGAUGGUGAGGAAGUGAGGAACAAGCAGGUGGUAUUGAGGGACUACGUAUCUGGUGUUCCCAAGGAAUCGGACAUGUGUGUGAGAACUGUAACCAUGAAUCUGAAGGUUCCGGAGGGCUCCAAUGGGAUAUUGGUGAAGAACCUUUACCUAUCCUGUGACCCCUACAUGCUUACCAAGAUGAAGAAAGUUGAGGGUCCUAAUCUUUCUGGUUCCUUUACCCCUGGCUCCCCAUUAACUGGGUUUGGGGUAGCCAAAGUAUUGGAUUCCAUGCAACCAGAUUUCAGGAAAGGUGACUUGGUUUGGGGUACAACCAGAUGGGAAGAGUACAGUCUCAUUACUGAAACGCAAGGCCUCUUCAAAAUCGAGCAAACCGAUGUGCCCCUUUCCUACUAUACCGGGAUUCUUGGUAUGACUGGUUUGACUGCUUUUGCCGGUUUUCACGAAGUUUGUUCUCCCAAGAAAGGAGAAUAUGUCUUCAUUUCUGCAGCAUCUGGUGCAGUGGGUCAGCUGGUUGGGCAAUUUGCAAAGUUGAUGGAUUGCUAUGUUGUAGGAAGUGCUGGAAGUAAAGAAAAGGUUGAUUUACUGAAGAAUAAGUUAGGGUUUGAUGAGGCUUUCAAUUAUAAGGAAGAAAAUGACUUGGAUGCUGCUUUAAAAAGGUACUUCCCAGAAGGCAUUGACAUCUACUUUGAGAAUGUUGGGGGCAAAAUGCUUGAUGCCGUGCUACUUAACAUGAGAGCCCAUGGCAGGAUUGCUGUGUGCGGAAUGAUCUCACAAUACCAUCUUGAUCAACCUGAAGGUGUUCAUAACUUGAUAUAUGUUAUCCCUAAAAGGAUCCGAAUGCAAGGACUUGUUGUCUUCGAUUACUUCAAUAUCUAUCCUAAGUUCUUGGAGCAAGUGCUGCUUGACAUCAGAGAAGGGAAGAUUGUCUACGUGGAAGACAUAGUUGAAGGGCUUGAGAAUGGCCCUACGGCUCUGGUCGGAUUUUCCAGUGGCCGUAAUGUCGGAAAACAAGUUGUUGCUGUUGCUCGCGAGUGAUCGAUUGAUAUCGAUGUAAUCUUCUGUUUGUAUAUCUUUUUACUACUGUUGUGUUGGGGUUUAUGUCGAAUGCUUUGUGAAAUAAGGAAGCCUAGCUAGUACGCGUCUAUCUGAGGCUAGGGUCGGACGUUUUAUGGCUUGUUGUUUUUCACAACAGACUGUUGGUCUUGUGGCCAUGUAUGCAUUGCUGUCCCUGUGCAUGUGGCUUUUGUGUUUGCCCUUGUAAAUGACAAAAAAAUAAAGACAAUGGUUUGCCCUUUGUUA